Messenger RNA from Penaeus indicus, 5888 nucleotides. RefSeq names its product aminopeptidase N-like. Lineage: Eukaryota; Metazoa; Arthropoda; Malacostraca; Decapoda; Penaeidae. Bases 17 to 3058 code for a protein of 1013 amino acids. Gene Ontology annotation, molecular function: metalloaminopeptidase activity; zinc ion binding; peptide binding. The record is from RefSeq and is a predicted model, not a curated record. Gene Ontology annotation, biological process: peptide catabolic process; proteolysis. Gene Ontology annotation, cellular component: cytoplasm. The transcript has 17 exons.
GCCUUCGCCCAGUCUGAUGAGCGGCUCGAGCAGAGAAGUCCUCGCCAUGGAAACGAGUCAUCCGGACCACGUCAUCUCCUUCGGGAAGAAGAAGGGCUGCUACGUCAGUCGCUGCGUGGCGGCGCUGCUGGGGGUCUUCUUCCUCAGCGGGAUGGUCGCCACGGGCCUCCUCGUCUACUACUACGCGCCGCACAUCCGGGACUCGCAGCGGGAGUCGUUGAUUCUUCAGAAGCCUGUGGUCCCGCUGCACAAGUCCCUGCCGCCGCCGACGAGAAGGCCCUCCGCCACGCCAACGACCACAGAGACCCUCAGACCCACGGUUCAGCCCCCGACGACCUCCGCCACGGCAGCCCCCGCCGCAGAGGUCUUGGACGUGCGACUGCCGACGGCACUGAGGCCGCUUCAUUACCUGAUCAGACUUCAGCCCUUCAUCAACGGGAACUUCAGCAUCCUCGGCUACAUGGAGGUGGAAAUGGAAGUCUUGGAACCAACGUCCAACAUCACGCUGCAUAUCGCCGAUAUCAUCACUCAUAAUGAUACUGUUGCUGUGGCGGCCUCGGGGGAAGAGGCAGGUCCGGGCAUAAGGAUCAAGAGGCACCAGUACGACCACGACCGCCAGUUCUACGUCGCGCAGCUGGAACACCAACUGGAGAAGAGCAAGAAGUACGUACUGUCGAUGGAGUUCCUCGGCUACCUCAACGACCAGCUCCGCGGAUUCUACAGGUCCACUUAUAAGGAUGAAGAUGGAAGCGAUAAAAUGUUGGCCGUGACCCAGUUCCAGGCCACGGACGCGCGCCGGGCCUUCCCUUGCUUCGACGAGCCGGAGAUGAAGGCGACGUUCGAAGUCUUCUUGGCCAGGGAGGAGAAUAUGUCGUCGAUCUCAAAUAUGCCGAUCAAGGAGACUUUCCCAAUUGAAAACCAGGAAGGGUGGGUGUGGGACCAUUAUCACAGAAGCGUUCCAAUGUCUACUUACCUGGUUGCCUUCGUGGUGUCAGACUUUGCCAAUUUAAAGUCUCGGGCGAAUGAAAACACCUUCUUUCGGGUGUGGGCAAGAGAGUCGGCGAUCCAGCAGGCGGAGUACGCGGGCCAAGUGGGUCCCAUGAUCCUGAACCACUUCGAAAAGUACUUCAGCAUGCCUUACCCGCUGCCGAAGCAGGACAUGAUCGCCAUUCCGGACUUCUCUGCGGGAGCGAUGGAAAACUGGGGCCUGAUUACCUACAGAGAAACAGCGAUGCUUUACGACCCUGUGGUGUCGGCGGCCUCCAACAAGCAGUAUGUGGUGGCAGUCGUGGCCCACGAGUUGGCGCAUCAGUGGUUCGGCAACAUCGUCACGCCGAGCUGGUGGACUGACCUCUGGCUUAAUGAGGGCUUUGCCUCCUACGUCGAGUACAUCGGGAUCAAUCAUGUCGAGCCCAAGUGGCAGGUGAUGGAGCAGUUCGUGCUGCGGGAGGUGCAGGAGGUCUUCGGGCUGGACUGCCUCGAGUCCUCGCAUCCGAUCAGCAUCCCCGUCGGCCAUCCGGACGAAAUCGGACAAAUAUUUGAUAGGAUUUCUUACGGCAAAGGUGCAUCUAUAAUCCGUAUGAUGAACCAUUUCCUCACUGAGGUCACCUUCAGAAGAGGCUUAAGGAACUAUCUCGAUGCUUUCAAGUAUAGCACCGCGGAACAGGACGAUUUGUGGGAAUACCUGACCGCCGUCGCGCACCAGGACGGAACGCUGCCCCGAGAUCUGACGGUGAAGAUGAUCAUGGACACGUGGACGCUGCAGAUGGGCUACCCCGUCGUCAAAGUGACGCGGGGCCCCGACGGCACCUCGGCAGUUGUAUCUCAGGAACGUUUUCUCCUGGUAAGAAGUGAAAACUCCAGCGACACCCACGACUACAAGUGGUGGGUUCCGCUGACGUACACGACCCAGAGCGAGGCCAACUUUAACCAGACUCAGGCCAUGGUGUGGAUGAAGGACGCCGAGGACCAGAUCAGCCUCUCAUCCCUCCCCCCGAAGGACCAGUGGGUCAUCUUCAACCUGCAGGAGACGGGCUACUACAGAGUCAACUACGACGACCACAACUGGGGCCUCCUCAUCCAGCAGCUGAGGAACGACCACGAGAUCAUCAGCACCAUCAACAGAGCCCAGAUCAUCGAUGACGCCAUGAAUCUUGCGAAAGCGGGUCAGAUCACAUACGAGACCGCUCUGAGCGUGUAUACCUACCUGUCGAAGGAGACGGAGUAUGUGCCCCUGGCUGCUGCCAUCAACAACUUGGGCUACCUGAGAAGUAUGUUUGUGCGGGCAGGUGGUUAUGGUUCCCUCAGGAGCUACCUGCUGGAUAUCCUGGUGCCGCUCUACGAGUCCGUGGGCUUCGAGGACAGCCCCGACGACCCUCUGCUGGACCAGUACAAGCGGACGAAGGCGCUCUCUUGGGCGUGCCUCUUGGGCCACCAGCACUGCCUGGACAGCGCCUCCGCCCUCUACCGCACCUGGAUGGCCAACCCGACCAACGACAGCAUCAUUUCGCCAAACCUCAAGUCGACGGUUUACUGCCGCGCCAUCGCCGAGGGCGGGGAAGCCGAGUGGAACUUCGCUUGGCAUAAAUAUCUCAAGUCCAACGUCGGGGCCGAAAAAUCCAGGCUCCUUUCGGCUCUGGGAUGCACCAAUGAAAUCUGGAUCUUGUCCAGGUACCUCGAAAUGGCCUUCACCCCAGACUCCGGCAUAAGGAAGCAAGAUGCAUAUCGCGUGUUCGGGGCCGUCGCCAAGAACGUGGUCGGUCGGCCUCUCGCCUGGAACUAUCUUCAGAAUGAAUGGGACAAGAUUUACGACUUCUACGGGAAGGCGAAGCCCCACUUCAUCAAGUACGCGACCGGAGGCUUCAACACGGAGCAGCACUUGAAGGAGGUGGAGCACUUCCGGCGGGAGCACGAGCACCACCUGGGUUCCGCGUCGCGCACGGUCGAGCAGGUGAUCGAGCGCACGAAGAACAACAUUGCCUGGAUGAAGACCAACUAUGACGUCAUUGUGAAGUGGUUGGACGCGAACGGUUAUUCGACGAAACUCAGCACAGCAUAGGCUUAGAGAUAGAUCUUAUUUUAUUACUGAUUCAAGAUUGUUAACUUCGCCAGGAAAUGUGUAUCAGAUCUAUGUGUACUUAAUAGAAUGAUUUGCAAGUCCCUGCUUCAAUAUACCGGUGGAAUAUCAUCACUUGGAAGAUAAACAGUAAUGCAUUUAUGUUUGGUUUUGUCCUCUUUGUAUAUAGAACCGUUUUUUGAACCAUUGUUACCCCUACCUAGUUUCCCUCACAAUGCUUAUAGUAUCUACUUCACUCAUAUAUUUUUAAUAUGAACAUUAAGUAAAGUUCCAUCGUGUUGAGUGAUUCAGUCUGUUUUGACUAAGGUAUUUAAAGGUUUGACAAUCGCAGGAAAUGAAUGGCAAUGUAACGUACUUAACAAACUACUUAAUGUCGAUUUUUUAAAAAGUGUUGCGCAUUCGGCAAGACAAGAGUAUUGGAGUUAAGGCGACAGUGCAUUCACACUUUCAAGUCAUGCUAAAGCACCGAUACUUUUUACAUUUUUUCAUUCCAUAAGUCUUUGUGACUCUUUGUGUGAGCUUUUGGUGAAAAAAACUUGUCCGUUGCAGGUUGAAGUUGAACAUCAACAUUACAACAUUUACUCUACCAUUUCAUUAUCAAGGGAUUGCAUCAUAUGUAGUCAGUGACUUUGUGAAUGAUUGUAUAUAUAUAUAUAUAUAUAUCGAUUUCUCUUUUCUUAUGAAACAAAUUUAUUUUCAGAAGAGAGAGAGAGAGAGAGAGAGAGAGAGAGAGAGAGAGAGAGAGAGAGAGAGAGAGAGAGAGAGAGAGAGAGAGAGAGAGAGAGAGAGAGAUACUUGGUGGUGUAGCGAAAAGAUAUUUAUGGAGGAUAAUUAUGCCAGUUGGCAAUCAAAAAUCGCCCCUAAGUAGAUAGAAACGAAGAAGACUACGUGUCCAGAAAUAGUGUUUAAAAUAGUGCCCGCCAAUCGUUUUGAAGACGUCCAUUUCUUGUGCUGAUUUAAUGAAAGCCUCUUUUUUUAAAUCUAACUUUUCUAACGUUUUGAAUUUACAUUCGACAAUGAUUUCGGCCAAGGAAUGAUAUUUUGCUUUCAAUUAUGGAUUGUAUAUGUCACACCCAAUGAAUAAGAUGUGUAAAAAGGAAGCACACUGUAUCGUAAAUCUCCAAUAAUCCGUACCUGUUCGGCAGGGGUCGGCGGUUUCAACUGUCGCCUGGAGGUUACCGCCGUCUCGGGCACCGCGGUGGGUAAGGACUAAGCUCAGUCGAGUCAGCUGAGCUUUGCGAAGUUGUUUUCUUAACUUCGCAAAGCUGACUUAUCUUUACUCUUGAUAAACCAAAAAGUGCUGUUUCUCUGGAUCCAGAAUCACCUGUCUCGCCGCUCCAACGAACAGAGACUGGACGAUGUAUAUAUAUAUAUAUCGUUCAGUUUAAGGGAGAAGGAGAAAUAACAUAUAUUAUGCAUGAGGCCAUUAGGACACAUACAAACGGAAGGAUAAUUGGCAAUGAAUCCGAGAUAAACUACAGUGAGCUACAAUGCUGAUCUGUCAAUUGUUUCCCUUACGACUAUAUUUCGUCUUUCAAAACGUUCGCUCUUUUCAUCUCUAAUUGUUGCAGAGGCGAUGCACAUGUAUGCACAGUGAUGUUUAUUUCCGGUUUGCUAAGAGCACUAUCUUUCUUAAAUAGUAGUGUAUUUAUUAUCAUGCGUUUCUAAACUCUUGUUUGUUGAAAAGAUCGUACUAUCUGGAUUGUACUCCGUUAUAUUUAUCUAUCUAUCUGUCUAUCUGUACAUGCAUACAUAUAUCUACAUAUACAUAUAUAUAUAUAUAUAUAUAUACAUAUAUACAUACAGACAUACAUAUAUAUAUACACAUAAAUAUGUGUAUGUAUACACACACACACACAAGAUAUAGAUAAAUAGAUACAUAGAUAGAUAUAUAGAUAUAGCUAUAGUUAUAUAUGUAUGUAUGUAUGUAUGCAUGUAUGUAUGUAUGUGUGUAUGUAUGUAUGUAUGUAUGUAUGUAUGCAUGUAUGUAUGUAUGUAUUUUAUGUAUAAAAAUGUACAAAAAAGGCAUUUCCAUGACAGACGAUACCUCAAUCUUCAAAAUCUUCAGCACGUGGCGAGGGCUGGGAUCAGUGUCACUCUUUGCAAGGGUAUCGAGGCAAAAAAAAUGAUGCCCGUGAAAAUCGCUCAGCCUAAGGCAGGAUUGGGAAAUGGUAUCACGGGUAAAAAUAUGCAGUAUGAAUAGGCGUCGUUAUCAUGGGGUGACAGCAAGAGCUUGGGACAGAUAGAGGAAGUGGCCGUGGAAGAGAAAAACAUUGUGCAAGUAUCAUGAUUUCACAAACACGCACACAUAAAGAGAGAAAGAGAGUGAGAGAGAGAGAGAGAGAGAGAGAGAGAGAGAGAGAGAGAGAGAGAGAGAGAGAGAGAGAGAGAGAGAGAGAGAGAGAGAGAGAGAGAGAGAGAGAGAGAGAGAGAGAGAGAGAGAUAGAGAUAGAGAUAGAGAAAGAGAAAGAGAGAGAGAGAGAGAGAGAGAGAGAGAGAGAGAGAGAGAGAGAGAGAGAGAGAGAGAGAGAGAGAGAAAGAGAGAGAGAGAGAGAGAGAGAGAGCUUUACAAACGAAUGUUCAGAUGGUGCUUCAUAAAUCACAACUUCUUAAAUAGGUAUUCUUGACCUUCAUUAAUUUAUGUUUGCGUUUUAUUCAUUGUUUGUGUGAUUCUUUUAUACAUUUCCUCUUAUAUGUCCUGUAAAAAAAGGAAAAAAAAUACAGAUUGUUAAGAUAAAAUUUAAUGUUUUCUUAUUAAUGUUGGUUGUAUUGUCACUAGGAAUUAUGUAAAUAAAUUGCUUCUAUCCCAAAA